AUGGUCAUAGGAACAAAGCCUAUGCAUCUCGUAGUUGGAGAUGUCAUCCAAUCUCUCCUUUUGCCAACGUUUGAUUCUGUGUGUGCUCAUGCGGUUAUAUAUCAUUAGACACGCAGACCCAGAAUAUGACGGUGAUACACUUACAGAACAUGGACAGUUGGAAGCACAAGCACUGGCGAAACGACUUGCCGAUGAUCCGCAGUUUGCUUUGACCAAAAUCUAUUCGUCGCCCAUGGGAAGAGCAAAAGCAACGGCUGAAUAUACAUCAAAGCUGUUGCAGAUACCCAUAGAAAUAGAGGAUUGGACCAAGGAACUUACUCACUGGAGAAGAAUUUCGGGACAUAAUAGCGGUAGACCUGGUGAAGGAGGUUUUGCUAUGUGGGACAUGGCUGGAGAAGUUGUCCGUGGUUUUGUACCGAGAGUCAACGAUGAAAGUCAGUGGGAGUUGGUUCCCGAUAUGAUGUCCGUAAAGAAAGAAUACGAAGAGUUGAUACAACAGUCAGAUCGAUUUUUGGCCCAGUUAGGGUUUGAGAGAAACGGAGGUCGAUAUCGUAUUUCGAAAAAGCAAGAUAGACAACAACAAGUGGCAGUAUUCUGUCACGGCGGAUUGGGAUUAACUUGGUUAUCUCAUCUUUUGUAUUUACCUUUAUCAUUGUUCUGGUGUGGUUUCUGGUUAGCGCCCAGUAGUGUGACCACAGUGUUAUUUGAAGAACGUACCAAAGACUAUGCAGUGCCACGUUGUAUAGGUUUAGGAGAUAUCUCCCAUUUAUAUGCAAGUGGGUUACGAAUUCCCAAUUCAUCCUAUGAAAAGGCUAAUUCGUUCUAUCCUUUUCCAAGACCUUCAGGAAUAAAGUCCAAUUUUUUCUAACCAUUUCUCAAACAACCCAAAAAAUACAAAAUUCUCGUUUUCCAUUGUGAA
Galdieria sulphuraria is the source of this 919-nucleotide messenger RNA. Its product is annotated as phosphoglycerate mutase. Lineage: Eukaryota; Rhodophyta; Bangiophyceae; Galdieriales; Galdieriaceae. Gene Ontology annotation, molecular function: phosphatase activity. The record is from RefSeq and is a predicted model, not a curated record. Gene Ontology annotation, cellular component: cytoplasm. Bases 41 to 868 code for a protein of 275 amino acids. The transcript has 6 exons.